Oldenlandia corymbosa var. corymbosa is the source of this 3280-nucleotide messenger RNA. The record is from the annotation of a GenBank genome assembly. Lineage: Eukaryota; Viridiplantae; Streptophyta; Magnoliopsida; Gentianales; Rubiaceae.
GUUUUCAUUCCUAAUUCAAAUUGUACUAAAAGUGAAAUCUCAAACUGGACAAUAAUUAUGGGACAGAUGGAAUAUUAAACAACAAAUAUGGCUUAUACGUACUGUUCUUUCUUUUCUCAUUUUAUCAAGAAGACAUCCCAACGAUUAAAUAAUCCCUUUUUGUCAAAGAAAAAAAAAGGGGUCACGUCUCCUUAACCAUGCUCUGUAUUGUUAAUUUAAUGUAACUAAUAAUGAGGGUUUCUUUUCUUUUUUUCCCCCAAUAGAUAUUGAUAUUGCGCCUCAUUUCUCCAUUUCCUAUAUACUAAUUUUUUCAUUCUGAUUUUGAUUGAAGCAAUUAGAAAAAAAAAGAAAAAAAGGAGUAACCAUUAUUUAGGAAAGUUUUUCUUUUUCGAACGAAAAAAUAUGUAUGUAGUGCAUCCCAAUUAAAACAUCUCGGUUGGUUAGACAGUUGGCGUUACAUGUUAAACGAAUGAGCAGCAACAUUUGGACUAACUCUACUAGGGCUAGUCAAAAAAAAAAAUAUACCCCAUCAUUUUGGUCUGGCCUUUUCACUACUAAUUCUACUUCAUUCAAUAGGCAGAGAAUUUUGAGUUAGCUUGUUUAUGUUGUUGGCUGGAUUUUAAGAGGCUAAGAAGAGGAGGGUUUUUGGUGCUUCCAAACGCUCCAAUGCAAGGAUGGACUUUUUCACAGGCCCUUCAAAGCACACUUGGCAGCCAAUCAUGACUGCUGAUACAACCACCUCAAGUUAUUGGCUCAACUGGAGGGUGUUGCUUUGUUCCAUUUGGAUUUUGGUGUCAUUGGUCUUUGCAUCAUUUCUCGUAUCAAAGUAUGAAUGCCCUCGGAAAAAUUCGAGGAAAAAAAGUAGAGAGACAUUAGAGGAUUCUCCCGGAACCUUGUAUCAAGAUGAAGUUUGGAAGCCCUGUCUGAACACCAUACAUCCUGCUUGGCUGCUUGGUUUGCGAGUUGUUGCUUUUAUAGUGCUUUUGUUGAUGCUGAUUCUUAAUAUUGUCGUCGAUGGAGGUGACAUUAUGUACUAUUACACUCAGUGGACAUUCACAUUAGUAACCAUUUAUUUUGGGCUUGGAUCUCUGCUGUCCAUGUAUGGAUGUUACCAGUAUCAACACAGAGUUGGGAACAGGAAUGAGGAUGUGGAGCCUGGUUCUCGUUUUGAAACUUCUCGGGUGAAGAACUUUGGCCCUAAUGAAGAACAUGGAAGGCAAUUGGCUAGCUUUUGGAGUUAUGCUUUCCAAAUAAUUUUCCAGAUGAAUGCUGGAGCUGUGCUGCUGACUGACUGUGUCUUUUGGUUUGUAAUUGUGCCUUUUCUCGCCAUAAAAGAUUAUAGCCUGAAUUUUUUGAUUAUUAAUAUGCAUUCGAUCAAUGCUGUUUUUCUGCUUGCCGAAACUGCAUUGAACAGCUUGCGCUUCCCUUGGUUCCGCAUUGCAUACUUUUUCCUUUGGACAAAUUGUUAUGUCAUUUUUCAGUGGAUUGUCCAUGCAUGCAUUGCACUUUGGUGGCCAUAUCCAUUUCUCGAUUUAUCUUCUCCUUAUGCUCCAGUAUGGUAAGCAUUUUCAGAAUACUUUGGAUUUAGUGCUUCAUAUGAAUCAUAUUUUUCAGACCAGAAGAAGACUCAGAGUUACAGUCAAUUAAUUUUCUGCAUCAGAUUUCUCUUGGUUGAACUGUAGCCUCUGCUGAUGCAUUAUAUUGUGAGAAUGCCUUUUCAAAACUGCGAAAACUUACUCACUGAUGCCAAAAAAAAUCAAAAGUUUCCAAACACUUCCUAUGUUUAAAGUUACCUGAACCUUUUACUUGACUGCUUAGUGCCAAAUCUAAUUCCUCUGACAUUUUAACAGCGGUAAAAUUGGUAUUAAGUUCUUGAAUCUGACUUGUCUGAUCUUCUUUCUGAAGUUCAGGGUAAUUGCCUCAUUUUAGGUUUCCCUAACAUGAGCGGGUUACCAUUCUUUAGACAUGUUCAUUAGUUCUUGGAAUUUCCUUCAUCUUCAAACUUUACAUUCUAAAUGAUGUUUUAUCUAUCUUCCUGUCUGCAACUGAUAAUCCAGGUACUCAUCCGUGGCAUUGCUGCACAUACCCUGUUAUGGUCUUUUUGUUCUCAUAAUGAAGCUGAAACAUUUCCUUCUAUCCAAAUGGUUUCCUGAAUCGUAUCACAGUGCUCGAUGAUCCCCUAUCCUAACUUGAAAACUAAAACUUCUCAAAAGAGAUCAACAUUCUCCCUCGGUGAAGUUUUCCAAAGAGCACAGAGCUCCGCUACAAGUCAGAUUCUGACAAGCAUUUCGUGAACACAAUACGUUGCAGUUGGUAAGUAUGAGACUACAUAGCAAUUUAAGUAUUUCGAUUUAGUGUUCUAAGGUAUACAAAAUGUAGCAAAGCAACAAUCUUGUCAUACUACCAUUCACUUGCAAUACUUGUAAAUACAUACCAAUGUCGAGAACUUCAUAAAGAUCUUACAAAGGGAUUGUUGGAUGUUCAAUGAGUUUAGUAUUCCCUCUCAUAACUGUAUUAGUUUCCAAUAUGAAACUGUAGCAGUUUGUUAGGCUGCAAGCCAAAAAACCAAGUAACCAAGUGAAUCCUGACUUGUGCUACUCCACUUAAGGCUAAUAUGACCAACAGAAAAAAACUAAUGCAUACCUGAGUUAGUAGCAUGAAAAGCCUUCAAAUUUUGCUGUAAUGUAAGGAAAACUUUGGAUCAUCGAACUUAAAAAGUCUUCUUACAGGCUAUGAUAGUACCUAUUAAUGAUUUUCAUAUCGAAUUUGCAGAAUAAGUGUUCAAUUAAGAAUUAUCUGUAGAAUUUUUACGAUCUUUGUUGCUGCUGCCGACAGCAAGGAAAAUAAUAGUUGACCAACUACUGCAGACCUUCAUUCACCCUGCUUUGUUUAACAAAUGCACCGGACCAAAUGAUGUAAUUACUUAAUUACAGCCCUAGUCAUGUUCACAUAUAGUUCACAUUCUAACUAUGCAGCAAAAAGAACAAAGCCGUAGGUUUAAUAAAAUGAAUGUCAAACACAUAUAUCCGUAACAACAAUAUCACAUUCUUGCAAAAAAAGUAUGAAGCACCAUUUAAGAAGCAGCCACACUCAUGUGAACCCUUGAAGAGGGAGGAAGGAGCAUAAACUAAAACGGGAUACCUCGAAAAUCAUAUAUCUGACAUGAUGGAAAAAUAGUUAGAACUAAAGAAAUUACAAAGAUACUCAACAAAGGGAAUGCAAAGACAUAAAAGAUUUAUACCAGAAUGAGCCCCAUACAUUUCGCUCUCCCUUGGAAAAC